Messenger RNA from Stegastes partitus (bicolor damselfish), 1920 nucleotides. RefSeq names its product Krueppel-like factor 2. Gene Ontology annotation, biological process: regulation of transcription by RNA polymerase II. The transcript has 3 exons. NCBI's taxonomy places the organism in Eukaryota, Metazoa, Chordata, Actinopteri, Pomacentridae. Bases 378 to 1604 code for a protein of 408 amino acids. Gene Ontology annotation, molecular function: DNA-binding transcription factor activity, RNA polymerase II-specific; RNA polymerase II cis-regulatory region sequence-specific DNA binding. The record is from RefSeq and is a predicted model, not a curated record.
AUUCCGCACCAGUCUUCCUCCGACUUUGUCGCCACCUCUCUGUCUCUGACUCGCAGGAAAACUCGGACUUUUAUACCGGGGCUAAAUUUAGGGGGCUGGUCGGUGCGUAGUGUCCCCAUCCUGGACAAGCUUCCUUCCCCCUGCCUCGCAUUGGUCUGAUUUUUUGCAGCAAUAUUUAUAAGAAAAGUAGCUCCUUCCAGAGGCACAGCUGCACAUGAGUGAGGAACAGCAGCUCAUCAGUCAGCAGAAGAAACGACGCGUUCUGUCGCUUUUUUUCCUGGAGAGUCAGCGGACCAGAGACUUUCUUUACAACAAAAAGAAGUCCCUUUUCUCAAUCACUGAGGAUUUUUUUCAGCUUUAUAAAAUUACACACAGAAAUGGCCUUGAGUGGGACCAUUUUACCCUCAAUCUCUACGUUUGCUAACCAAAAGGAGAAAUGUUGGGAAGAUAGGUGGAAGGGCGAUAUGGGCAGCGCGCACGACAUGGAGAGCAGCUGCCUGGGCAGAAAAGACGAAGAGGACCUGGAUAAGUUCUUGGAUCUUGAAUUUAUUCUCGCAAACACGGCCGGCUCCGACAGUCCCCCAGUCAGCGGGACGGUAGCAGAGUCUUAUCGACUUCAGGACUCCGUUGCGUCCGUGUAUCACCAGCAGCCGCCGACCAGUUACACCACCGUCCCAGACAUGAACAGCCCUCCACCUCCCUACAACAGCCUGAUGGCGGAGCUCCUUCGCUCCGACGUCGAUACCGGCUUCCUCCCCGGCGGCAGCCCCACUAUCCAGGGGAGAUUCUUGAUUAGCUCGGCGUCUUUCCAGACCACUCAGGACUUAUUCCCCGAGCACCCGAACAUUAAAGUUGAGCCAGUUUCAAUGGACACGUACGGACCUGUGAUGGGUCUGGUGCCUCAGAGCUGCACUAAAGUCAAGCAUGAAGGAAACGUCUCUUGCAUGAUGUCCUACGAGCAGCAGCCGCGGCAGGCCAACUCCCCGCAGGCCGCGAUGGGCAGCAUGACCCCGCCGCUCAGUCCGGCCGACCUGAUGAGCUCCGAGUGCCAGCAGCCCCAGAUGUGCAACUCGACCUCGCUGCCAUUCCCGCAGCGGUUCCAUCCGCACCACCGCAGCGCGCCAGGGGGAUUUACUCAUCAGCACUCCGGGAUUCAGCUCCCCUUCCCCGGCGCGCACCACCAUCACCAGUUCCCCAGUAUCUUCGUCGAGGACGCGGCCAUGGGCAUGCAGCAGCAGCCGGCGUCCGGCCAACGGGUGCUGCUCACCCCGCCGUCCUCCCCGCUGGAAAUGAUGGACACCAAGCCAAAAAGGGGUCGCCGGUCCUGGCCAAGGAAACGGACUGCGACUCACACCUGCACUUUCAGCGGCUGUGGAAAGACCUACACCAAGAGCUCCCACCUGAAGGCGCACCUCAGAACGCACACAGGAGAGAAACCGUACCACUGCAGCUGGGAGGGCUGCGGCUGGAAGUUCGCUCGUUCCGAUGAGCUCACACGCCACUUCAGGAAGCACACCGGGCACCGGCCAUUCCAGUGUCACCUGUGUGAACGUGCCUUCUCCCGAUCUGACCAUCUGGCUCUGCACAUGAAAAGACACAUGUGAUGAGAGUUCCGAGAGGCAUAAAUGGAACAGAUAAGGACUUGUAUGCACCGCAUCAACCCGAUGAUGAGAGCUCUAGUAAUCCCGUGGUCAGCUAUAGAUGGAUGAAGAUAUAGGCCAGAUGCAACUUCCUAUAGAAGUAUUAACUGUAGUGGUACCAUGGCAGGUUAAACUGCCAUACAAUAUGAUGAGGCCACUAUUGACUACACUGUAAUAUCUACAUGUGUAUCAUAUGAAUAUUAUAGUGAUUUUUCAUUAAGUCUAAUUAAGCAUCAAGAUGAAGUGUCCUUAUAUAAAGCUAUAUUUUGUAAAAAAAAAA